Lecanosticta acicola is the source of this 339-nucleotide messenger RNA. The record is from the annotation of a GenBank genome assembly. NCBI's taxonomy places the organism in Eukaryota, Fungi, Ascomycota, Dothideomycetes, Mycosphaerellales, Mycosphaerellaceae.
AUGGACGUGGAUAGAAUAUUGAGCGGCUAUGACAAAAGUGCGAGAGCCGAACAAAUAAAACAGUAUCAGGAGCCCAAAGCAAUGAAGCUGGGCCCCACUGUUGGAAGGACAGUAGAAGUCAACUUGGAGCGCAACAUGGAUAUCGGACGAGCUUUCCGACAAUUGGAGAUGACAUGCGCGAGGAACAACGUGCGCAAAGAUAUGAUGAAACAGAGGUUCCACGAACGACCUGGCAUGAGGAGGAAGAGACUAAAGAGUGAGCGUUGGAGGAAGAAUUUCAGGAAGAACUUCUCAGGCGUUGUGCAACUGGUGCAGAAGAUGAAGAGACAAGGGUGGUAA